This is a messenger RNA of Lathyrus oleraceus (garden pea), 483 nucleotides long. RefSeq lists its product as uncharacterized. The coding region runs from base 1 to 483 and encodes 160 amino acids. NCBI's taxonomy places the organism in Eukaryota, Viridiplantae, Streptophyta, Magnoliopsida, Fabales, Fabaceae. The record is from RefSeq and is a predicted model, not a curated record. The transcript has a single exon. Gene Ontology annotation, molecular function: RNA-DNA hybrid ribonuclease activity; nucleic acid binding.
AUGAGAUUUGAAUUUCCUGAUAAGGACAUCAUGUUCAUUCGAGAUUUUAAUAUUCCAGGCCCUGGCGAAGGACCCGAACCAGGAUCACGAUAUACGUCCGUGUUUGACGGUGCCUCUAAUGAAAAAGGUCAUGGGAUAUGGGCAAUUAUCACAUCUUCGACUGGUUUUCACAUCCCGUUCACCGCUAGAUUAUGCUUUGACUGCAAAAACAACAUGGCAGAAUAUGAGGCAUGUAUCUAUGGUAUCGAAGCAGCCAUUGAUCUGAGAAUCAAGAUUCUUGAGAUGUAUGGGGACUCUACUUUAGUGAUCAGUCAAGUUCUAGGAGAUUGGAAAACUCGAGAUAAGAAACUUAUUUCAUAUAGAGAAAACGUGGUGAAACUGAUUCCUUAUUUUGAUGAAAUCACUUUUCAUUAUAUCCCAAGGGAAGAGAAUCAGUUAGCCGAUGCUCUAGCUACUCUAGCAUCCAUGUUUAAAGUCAAGUGA